ACCCCGUCUCAGUCGUCUGCCAGCUUCCUUGGAUCCUACGUCACCGGAUUACGUCGCGUCGAGACCCGCGUCCAUGUGGUUCUUCGUUUGAAGUGCGGAGUCGGAAUCGAUUUGUUACAGCGCGAGGCGCCGCCGUUUCAGCCGCUGGAUUUUGUUAGUGACCGUCGGGCCCGUGACCAGCUUGGAAUUCUCCCACGACUUCAGGGGGAUUCUCGAGCAAAGAUGGCGGCCAAUAAGAUGAACAACAAGUUGGAUUAUUUCAAAAUGCUCGAUUACACGCCACCGGUUCUUCCCAAGGAACUGGAAGCGUUCCCGGACAGAGUGGCAGAAGUUUACGUUGGCAAAACUAUUUUCAUAACGGGUGGCAGUGGGUUUCUGGGUCGGGUGCUCAUCGAGAAAAUCCUGCGGAAAAGCCCCGAUGUCAAACACAUUUACAUGCUCCUCAGGCCCAAGAAAGGCAAGGACCCCAGACAGAGGGUCGAAGAGCUUUUCAACUCUCCCCUUUUCGAUCUGCUGAAGAUAAUGAGGGGCGAGGAAAUCACGAAGAAGGUUUCGUGCGUUGCCGGUGACGUCAUGGAGCCUAACCUUGGGCUCAGCAGCGAGGACAGGAAAAUGUUGGCCGAGGAGGUGGAAAUAGUUUUCCACGGUGCAGCCACUAUCCGAUUCGACGAGCCUCUCAGGAAAGCUGUCCUCCUCAACACCCGCGGAACCAAAUACACCCUUGAACUCGCUAAGGAGAUGAAAAAAUUGCUAGUGUUUGUACAUAUUUCUACCUCUUAUUGUCACUUACAAGAAAAAGUUCUGUACGAGAAGUCAUACCCACCGGCAGCAAAUCCUCACAAAAUCAUCAAAAGCGUCGAACUCAUGGACGAAGCGCUAGUCGAAUCUGUAGCCAAAAAAAUCCUCGAAAACUUCCCGAACUCUUACGCUUACACCAAAAAUCUUUCAGAAGGAUUAGUAGUAGAAUUUACGGAGGCUGGACUUCCUGCUAUGAUUCUUAGACCUUCCAUUGUGAUUCCGGUGUGGAAGGAGCCCCUUCCCGGUUGGACGGAUAACAUCAACGGACCUACCGGCCUUUUGAUUGGGGCUGGCAAGGGUGUGAUUAGGACUAUGUAUUGUAAUAAUAAAGGAUACGCCGAUUAUUUGCCUGUUGAUAUCUGUGUCAAUGGUAUCCUGUUGGCCGCUUGGAAUUACAUGUACAACAAGGACUUCGAACGGAAUAUAUGCCAUCUAACUUCGAGUCAAGAGUGGCAGAUCUCCUGGCAAGAAAUCAUAGAUGUAGGCAAAGACAUCGUGACAUCAGACGUGCCUCUGAACGGAGGGAUCUGGUAUCCCGGAGGCAGCAUGAAGACUAGCCGAUUUCUUCACAAUAUUUGCACCAUUUUGUUUCACUGGAUUCCCGCCUACUUUUUGGAUGCCAUUAUUUUCUUGUCCGGCAACAAACCUGUGUUAUGCCGGGUCCAUGACCGAGUGCAAAAAGGAUUCGAAGUGUUCGAGUACUACGCAAACAACCAAUGGGAGUUCCGGAACGAGCAUGUGCACUACCUGCGGAAAAUCCUCAACAAGAGGGAGCGUUUCGAGUAUAAAAUCGAUGGCGAAGACAUGGACAUCAGGGGUUACUUCAUGAAUUGCGUCAUGGCCGCCCGAAUCUUCAUUCUCAAGGAGAUGCCCGAGUCUCUGCCCUCCGCCAAGAGGCACAUGAGAAUGCUUUACUGGCUGGAUUGGCUCACCACACUGAUGUUUUACGGAUUCAUCAUGUGGUUUUUCUUCAACAACUCGGAAUUUUUCCUGGCGGUACUGUCCAAGAUCAGCAGUCUUUUCUUCUCAUCGGCAUCUACUGGAGACCUCACACACGCGAGAGAAGCAGCCAGCGUGAAAGACCUGUAAUACUCACUUUCUAGAGUCGAAAACUACAUUAUAAAAGCUGUGAUGGAGUCCAAUUUGCUUUAUUUUAAGUGACUGUUUGCACGAACGGAAACUUCAUCCUUCAUUUUCAUAUCCUAAAAAGUGGCCGAUGAAGAAACUAAAUUAAGGCGUCAAUCUAAAAAAAGUAUUGAUCAGGCACCCAGGAUGUAAUCAAACUCUCAAAUGCUGAUUUACCUUCAUCUAUUGAUAAUCUUCCCAUGACAUUCAGUGAAACAAGUUAUUGGGAGAGAUCGGACAUGAAUUUUUUUACGAACUCUAGCUUCUUUUGAUGUCUGCUUCGCUCAGCAAUUCUGCAAAUUUUGAAAGGUGCCUCUUAAGGAAAAUUUUACGAGAAAAACCAAUGGGACCUCGCUAUAACUUUAACGUAUAGCAUAAAAAAAGACAUAAGCUUUUAAAUUUUUCAUUCAUGCCUGAUCUCGUCCACUGACUUCCUUCACUGCGCGACGUAAAUUUUAUAUCGCUUCAUUAGCAUUUAAACGUUUUUCAUGUUUCUUUCAACAUCCGAAAA
Messenger RNA from Bemisia tabaci, 2434 nucleotides. RefSeq names its product putative fatty acyl-CoA reductase CG5065. The record is from RefSeq and is a predicted model, not a curated record. Gene Ontology annotation, cellular component: peroxisome. Gene Ontology annotation, biological process: long-chain fatty-acyl-CoA metabolic process. Lineage: Eukaryota; Metazoa; Arthropoda; Insecta; Hemiptera; Aleyrodidae. Gene Ontology annotation, molecular function: alcohol-forming very long-chain fatty acyl-CoA reductase (NADP+) activity.